UCCCGGCGUGCUCUGCGGCGGGACUACGGCUCCCGGCAGCCGCUCCACCGUGGGCCGGGGCUGAGGGAACGGAGAGGCGGGAGAUACCGGGGGCGGCGGGACUACAGCUCCCGGCGUGCCCCGCGAUAGGACUACAGCUCCCGGCGUGCUCUGCGGCGGGACUACGGCUCCCGGCAGCCGCUCCACCGUGGGCCGGGGCUGAGGGAGCGGAGAGGUGGGAAACACCGGGGCGGCUGGACUACAGCUCCCGGCGUGCUCUGCGGCGGGACUACGGCUCCCGGCAGCCGCUCCAGAGUGGGCCGGGGCUGAGGGAGCAGAGAGGCGGGAGAUACCGGGGCGGCGGGACUACAGCUCCCGGCGUGCCCUGCGGCAGAACUACGGCUCCCGGCAGCCGCUCCACCGUGGGCCGGGGCUGAGGGAGAGGAAAGGCGGGAGAUACCGGGGGCGGCGGGACUACAUCUCCCGGCGUGCUCUGCGGCAGAACUACGGCUCUCGGCGUGCUCAUCGCAGGACUACAGUUCCCGGCGUGCCCUGCGCCAAGCCCCGCGCCUGGCCACGCCCCCCGGAGCGCGGGACCGGCGGGCUCCCCUCAGCACCAUGCGGCUCUCGGCGCUGCUGAGCGCGGCACGGCCGCGGCUGCCCCCGGGCUACCGGCACGGCUUGUGGCCCCCGGACUCCAUGGCCGCCCGCCUCCGCAACCCCCCGGGGCAGCGCCGCCGCAAGGUCUUCGUGGAACCCAUCGCCAAGGACGACUGGAAGGUGUUCAAGGGUGACACGGUGCAGGUGCUGGCCGGGAAGGACGCGGGGAAGCAGGGGAUGGUCACCCAGGUGGUGCAAGCCCGCAACUGGGUGGUGGUGGAAGGGCUGAACACGCACUAUCGCUACAUCAACCGCACAGCCAAAUACUCCGGCACCUACAUCGCCAGCGAGGCGCCGCUGCUGCUCAGCCAGAUCUCCCUGGUGGACCCUGAGGACAGGAAGCCCACAGAGGUGCAGUGGAGGUACACGGAGGAGGGCGAGCGCGUCCGCGUGUCGCUGCGCAGCGGCCGCAUCCUGCCCGUGCCCCCGCAGCCACGCAAGGACGGCGUCGUCCCCGAGCAGUGGGUUGAUGGCCCCAAGGACACGGCGGAGGAGGAGGUGCUGGCCAAGACGUACCGGCCGUCGCUGAAAACCUUUGAGGAGGAGAUCAUGGAUGCCAUGGGGAUCGUGGAGACACGCCGGCCCAAGAAAUCCUACUGGUAUUAACUGGGGGAGCCCCUGAGCCAGGCUCUGCAAUAAACCCCCCUUCAUUUUC
Molecule: messenger RNA, 1294 nt
Organism: Oenanthe melanoleuca
Lineage: Eukaryota; Metazoa; Chordata; Aves; Passeriformes; Muscicapidae
Gene: MRPL24
Product: mitochondrial ribosomal protein L24
Exons: 6
Coding region: 598-1245 (215 amino acids)
Biological process (GO): translation
Cellular component (GO): ribosome; mitochondrion
Molecular function (GO): structural constituent of ribosome; RNA binding
Source: RefSeq, a predicted model, not a curated record